Adelges cooleyi (spruce gall adelgid) is the source of this 2360-nucleotide messenger RNA. RefSeq names its product sodium-coupled monocarboxylate transporter 1-like. Gene Ontology annotation, molecular function: symporter activity. The transcript is spliced from 10 exons. The record is from RefSeq and is a predicted model, not a curated record. Lineage: Eukaryota; Metazoa; Arthropoda; Insecta; Hemiptera; Adelgidae. Bases 500 to 2161 code for a protein of 553 amino acids. Gene Ontology annotation, cellular component: membrane. Gene Ontology annotation, biological process: sodium ion transport; transmembrane transport.
CAAUACUAUAAUGAAUUGAUUGGAAUAUACUCAAUUCAAGACCAUUUUAGCAAAUAAGUCAUCCACGAUCAGAACGUAAAUACUGACGUGACUUCUUGUUGAUAUUUCAGAAAAAAUUAACCUAACGUACUUUAACGAGUAUAAAUGCAUUUUUGUAAAUUGUGGAGUUUGCAAAUUUAUUGUUUCUCAUAUUAUGUAUUCCACAUUUUUUAUCGCAUGAUUUGUUUUACGAACUCAAACAUUUUUUACCACAUUGACGUUUAUUAGUUAGCACAAAACCUUUGUUCAAAAUAUCAACUACUGAAGCGCUUGUAGUCUAUAGGACUGUUUUACAACAAAGGAAACGCGUAGCAUUUAGCUAAGAUAACGACCGUUAUCGAACACAGCAUGUUGUAAUAUUUUUGUCAUUUGUUUUUUUUUGGUGCGCAUAAACAGUUACACACGCACCGCUGUCGAAAAAAAAAUUGGAGAACGGUAAACAAUUCAACAACCACCAGCGAUGGAGUUGAAUUUGCUGGCCGAAUUUGCGGCUUUCGCAUGCAUGAUGACCCUGUCUGUGCUCAUCGGUCUGUACUACGGGUUUGUUGAACGCAAACAGAACACGGUCGACGAUUACCUGUUGGGUGGCAAGCACAUGUCAGUCUUUCCAAUCACAAUGUCGCUGAUCGCCAGUCACGUUUCUGGCGUCACUUUACUUGGCGUCCCGUCCGAAGUUUACGUUUACGGUGCACAGUACUUGAUUAUAGGUGUAAUCAAUAUUUUCAUCAUAAUCAUAGUGAUCUAUAUAUAUUUGCCGGUAUUUUAUGAUCUACAGCUGACAUCCGUGUACGAAUACUUGGAGUUAAGGUUCAACAGCACUAUCCGAAGAAUUUGUUCGCUGAUAUAUGCCAUAUCGUUGAUCUUGUACAUACCGAUAGUGAUUUAUGUACCAGCCCUGGCGUUCAAUCAAAUAAGCAGUCUUGGCGUACACUUUAUAACUCCUAUCAUAUGUAUUGUGUGCAUAUUCUACACAACGAUUGGAGGACUAAAAGCUGUGGUAUGGACAGAUGCACUGCAAAGCUUUUUCACGACGGUUUCGAUGGCCAUUGUGAUUGUUUUAGGUUUCAUCCAAGUCGGUGGUCUUAGCAAAAUGAUAAAGGCCAAUAUCGAAGGAAACCGAUUAGAACUAUUCAAGAUGGACCCAGAUCCGUUUUUGAGAAAUUCUUUUUGGACCAUAAGCGUCGGUUUAUCGAUUAGUUGGAUUACCAGCCAGGCAAUACAUCCCGGAUCAGUCCAGAGAUUCGUGGCGUUACCGUCGUACAACAAGGCCAGGAAGACGUUAAUAUACUUCAUUCUUGGCUUGGGAGUGGUGAAAAUAUUGACGGGUUUAAUCGGAAUACAGAUAUACACAAAAUACAAAGAUUGCGACCCCGUCACGGCCGGCUACAUUAAAGACAAUAAAAAUCUUCUACCAUAUUUUGUGAUGGACGUAGCGUCUAAAAUUCCCGGACUCACUGGUCUCUUCAUUUCUGGAAUAGUCAGCGCGGCUCUAAGUACAAUGUCAGCACAACUCAACACCGUCUCGGGAACGAUUUAUGAAGACUUUAUUGUAAAAAUGAUGGGCUUUGAAAUUACCCAGUCGACAGCCAGCAUUAUUAUGAAAGUUAUCGUGGUUAUCGUCGGGAUAAUAUGCGUAGCUCUUGUGUCAGUCGUUGAAAAACUUGGCGGCAUCCUUCAGGGAGCGCUGUGUGGGAUGGUAGCCAGUUUAGCAGUAACGUCUUGGAUUGUUUACGGUGCUCAAAUUGCAAUAACGAACAAGAAUAUUCAAUUCACUACAAGAGCAGUGUCGGUAUCCGGAUGCCCAGCUAAUAUUACCAUUCACAACAGUACAGAUUAUACAGGGCUGUACCGUAUGAACGAUGAUGUGUACGUGAGUCCGGAUGUACCAAAGAUCUACACGCUGUGUUACAAUCAUUAUAGUACUUUGGGCAUGUUGAUCGGCUUAGCUGUAGGACUGGCGGUCAGUCUAAUCUUCCCGACCGAGCAAGACUACGACCCUAAACUGCUGACUCCUUGCAUACGGAAUUUCGUGUUUACCAAGUACACGGCACAUACCAAAAAACCUGAAGACGGAGAGCCAACAGCCGAAGAGUAUGCACUGGUACAAGAUACUCAAUUGUGAUAUUUUAACGGAGAUAUCAUUACAUUUUUAAAAAUAAUCAUUGUCGAUUGUAUACACUAGUCACUAUAUGAAUGUUGUAAUCAGGAGUGGCUUAAUAAUGUUGAAAUUUGAAAAAAAACUUCAAAUUGUUUUAUAAGGGUUUUCCCAUUUGAAACAAAUGGACUUUUUAUCUUAAUUAAAUUCACACUAUAAAAAAUAA